AUGAAACUUUUUACAAUAUUUAUUUUUGGCCUUGUAUUGGCAUUGGCACUUGCCGAAGGCGAUGAAGCCGAUGAAGGAGCCAAGGAUGAAGGCGGUGAUGACAAAGGCGAUGGUGGUGAUGACAAAGGAGAUGGCGGUGAUGACAAAGGUGAUGGUGGUGAUGACAAAGGUGAUGGCGAUAAAGAUAAAGGUGAUGGCGAUAAAGACAAAGAUGAUGCUGGUGGAUCUAAACCUCCUGCUAGUGGAUCUAAGCCUCCUGCAGGUGGAUCCCCUUCUCCUGCUCCAGGAAAAGCACCAGCUGGUGGCGCUCCCUCUAAGAAACCUGCUGCGGGUGGAAAUAAACCAGCUGCUGGUGGAAAUAAACCUGCCGCUGGUGGUAAUAAACCUGCUGCUGCCAAGAACAGCUUAAAGAAAGCUAAUCAAAAAAGACGUGAGACCAUCAAGAAAAGACGACAGGCUAUUAAGAAAAUGAGACAACAAAUUAAGAAAGAACAAGAGGAGAAUCAAAAGAGACGCGCAGAGCUCAUGAAAAGACAGCAAACCAUUAAGAAGCGAGAAGAGUUCAUUAAGAAAAGGAAACAGAACAUGAUGAAAAGAAGACAGCAAAUCAUUAACGAAAAAAAAGCUAUCAAUAGGCAAAUCAGGUUAAAUAGCAACAAGCCCAAUGCAGGAAACAAACAAAAGGCUGGUGGAAAUAAGCAAAAGGCAGGUGGAAACAAACAAAAAGCUGGUGCCAACAAACAGAAGGCUGGUGCAAACAAGCAGAAGGCUGCCAAUAAACAAGGAUAG
This is a messenger RNA of Calliphora vicina (urban bluebottle blowfly), 789 nucleotides long. RefSeq names its product golgin subfamily A member 6-like protein 2. The transcript has a single exon. Lineage: Eukaryota; Metazoa; Arthropoda; Insecta; Diptera; Calliphoridae. The record is from RefSeq and is a predicted model, not a curated record. Bases 1 to 789 code for a protein of 262 amino acids.